AUGGCAACUGUUAAGCAACGAUGGCAUCGCCUGCCACUUCUUUACUUGGCGUGCGUCCUCUUUGUCGCCAUGGUAGCCGCGCAAGCUGAGGGGACUCAAUCAAUAUCUUCGAUGUCCGAUUACAAUGCCCUUCGACCAUGCGCCAAGUCAUGCUUCUGGAGGACAUCCUUCAACACUAGAACCAAAGAUGAGCUAGGCAGCGCUCUCAAAUGUCAGCUCAAAACGACAGAUUUUCAGACCAUUACCGUUGCCAUGAACGACUGCUUUUGCCGUGUUGACCUUCAGCCAUCUGCAUACCAGAGUUUGUCUCGUUGCGUAGACCGAUAUUGCAGCUCGAACGCCUACGAUCUUUCAAGCGCAGGAAGUCUUUAUAAUAACUACUGUACAGCGAACGGAUAUAUUGGAAACGGCGGAGCGAAAGCCACCGGCGCAGGGGGAAGCGAGCCGACUCGAGCACAGGGUGGGAAAAACGAUCCUCCAAUUCGCACUGGAGGCGGUGGCGGUAAUGAGUCAAGCGGACAGAGAAUGGGCCCUAGAAGUGCUGCCAUUGCUAUUGGACUUGUAGUUGUGGGCUUCAUGACCAUUGCUUAG
Messenger RNA from Pochonia chlamydosporia 170, 591 nucleotides. RefSeq lists its product as hypothetical. Bases 1 to 591 code for a protein of 196 amino acids. The record is from RefSeq and is a predicted model, not a curated record. The transcript has a single exon. Lineage: Eukaryota; Fungi; Ascomycota; Sordariomycetes; Hypocreales; Clavicipitaceae.